GCGACCGUGGCGACUGGUGGUGGCGGCAGUCGCUGACUUCCUGUUUGAUGGACUUCCUCUUCUCAUUCAGACAGAGGCAAAUCAUCGCACGGAUCUACUACAUUGGCGGCUCAGUUUAUGUUCAGGGCAUGCACAUUUGCGCGUCGUUGUGCGGGUGCCUGCCCGCGAGCACGAUCACGCGUGGAGUGCUCGCCAACUGAACGUCUGAAAAAGUUCUUUUCGAGUCGCGGACGCUGCCAGACUUCUUCAAGUCUGUGCGCCUCAACGCCACCACCUACAUGAUGGCCUCCGUGUUCUUGAACACGCUCACGCCCAAGUUCUACGUGGCUCUCACGGGUACAUCUUCCCUCAUCUCCGGCCUGAUCUUGAUCUUCGAGUGGUGGUACUUCCGCAAGUAUGGAACAUCGUUCAUCGAGCAGGUGUCCCUCAACCACCUCUCUCCGUGGCUCGGGGGCACUGCUGAGGAGGCCGAGGGGGACCGGCCUCUCGACCGGGGCCCUACGCCUUCUGCGGCCGGCGAGUGCAAGGUGUGGCGCAACCCACUAUCGCUGCUGCGAGGAGCCGAGUAUUCACGCUUCCUGGCUGCAACCCGCCGUGAGCCGCUCACAUUCUACGACAUGAACCUCUCAGCACAAGACCAUCAGACACUGUUUGCUUGCGAAGCGGAUGCGGGACACCCCGAUUGUGAAGUGAUGCAAAUGGCCUGGCGAGAGAGAGACCCCAAGACGCGCAUCCAACAUGCUCAUACAGCACUUGAUAAGAAUCCAGAGUGUGUAACAGCAUACAUCUUGCUGGCAGAAGAAGAGGCUCCAAGCGUGCUUGAGGCUGAAAGACUAUUUCGGCAGGCUCUCAAGUAUGCCGAGGCAAACCAUCGUAAAAGCCAGCCAUUACAGCACCAGGGAAGCCUUCAUGAAGCAGUUCACAGAAGGGAUUGCAACGUGCUUGUGUACGUACGUCGAAGAUUGGCCAUGUGUGCUCGAAAACUGGGGAAGGUUCGCGAGGCUGUCAAGAUGAUGCGUGAUCUGAUGAAAGAGUUUCCGAGCAUGAAUCUCUUCAACAUCCACGAGAAUCUCAUCGAGGCCCUUCUUGAGCUCCAGGCUUAUGCAGAUGUUCAAGCUGUUCUCGCCAAAUAUGAUGACAUCAACCUUCCCAAGUCGGCAAGCAUCUGCUAUACAGCUGCCUUGCUCAAAGCACGUGGUGUAGCCGACAAGUUCUCGACGGAGGCUGCGGCACGUAGAGGCUUGACAGGCCCCGAGCUGAAUGCCGUCGAGGCUGUGCAUCGAGCUGUUGAAUUCAACCCACAUGUACCCAAGUACUUGUUAGAAGCCAAGAGCCUCAUCUUGCCACCCGAGCACCUUCUCAAGCGUGGUGACUCAGAGGCACUUGCAUAUGCAUUUUUUCAUCUGCGCCACUGGAAGCGAGUCGAAGGAGCUCUCAACUUACUGCAUUGGUCCUGGGAGGGGACCUUUCGCAUGCUACCAUAUCCUUUGGAACGGGGGCAGCUCUUCUAUCCAUACCCAGGCUGCACAGAAGCAACAGACCGAGAGCUCCUGCCUCCCUUUCAUGAACUUUCUGUGUACCCAAAAAAGGAACUGCCGUUCUUCAUCCUCUUCACAGCAGGUCUGUGCUCCCUGACAGCCUUGCUGGCCUUGCUUACGCACCAGUAUCCCGAACCUGUGGGUCUCGCGGCACGCACGCUUCUGGCGUGGCUAGCUUUGCCCCUGGGCUAUAUCCUGGACAAGCUGGAAGCACUCCUGCCAUCCAGCUUACUUCAGCAACUGUCACGCAUCUGACUAUCUUCAUCAACCAUUUGUGGUCUCAUAGCAUGUGUGUGCACAGCCGAGUGGACCUUCUCUGCAGUUUUUCUCAAAGCUGUAAUUAAAUCGAAUGCCUAGUCAACCAUA
Messenger RNA from Rhipicephalus microplus (southern cattle tick), 1904 nucleotides. RefSeq names its product suppressor of tumorigenicity 7 protein homolog. The record is from RefSeq and is a predicted model, not a curated record. Lineage: Eukaryota; Metazoa; Arthropoda; Arachnida; Ixodida; Ixodidae. Gene Ontology annotation, molecular function: protein binding.